CUUUUUAGCGGGUAUUAGGGUUUUGGGCUUUAGGGUUUUGAAUACGUUCCAUUUUGGCGAUUUUAGAUUCCAUGGAUUUGAAUUUUUAGCCUUCGCAAUAUCUGAUUUUUCUAGGGUUUUCUUUCUCCUUGGCGGCUAGGGUUUUUGAUUCAUAGAUCAAUUUUGUUCUUACAUUUGUCUUCCCUUUUGCCGCUUUCAAAAUAUAUAAAUAUAUAAUCACCAGUCCUCCACUUUCGCCAUUGCUUUGAUUUGAUUCCGUCUUCCAUUUAUCUCGAUUCCGCCGGCAUAUGCGUUUCCGAACGCUGUUUUGAUCAUUACUUGAAACGGACUCUUUUGUUCCUUUGACGAAUUCGGCUUUAAUUUUGGUCAGUAUCAUCAGUGUUCUUCUUUCCGAGGCUGUUUUUGUUACUCUUUUCGAUUAUUUUUGUGGAUAUCUCCUUUAGCUUGUUGUUUUUCUGGUGUUUCAUCACAUCGGUACAAGCGUUGGUUCUGUAAGGAAUUUUGUUCUGUGAUCGUUGUUCAAGCAGAGUUUGUAAUUUAUUCUCUAGAUUGAAAUUUAAAGUUGUUGAUUCGUUGUGUUUAUUGAUCGAAGAGAUCUGGAUUUGAUUUUAGAAGAUGAGUUUCAAUGAUAUUCGAGGCUCUGUUAUACCGCCGCCUCUGCAUCCUUAUGGAGCCAAUGGCGAUGCCACUGGUUGCUGGUCUCAGUAUCCUAGGAACGAUCUAUUUGAUACACAAUCGCAAUUUGAACCACAGCUGCCUCCAUUCAAAAGAGCUAGAAAUUCUGAAGAAAACCAAUCUAGAGUUCAAAAUGGUCCAAUGAAUAAAGGAAUAAACAAUAUCUUCUUCAAGACAAGGAUGUGUGCGAAAUUCAAGCUUGGUUUGUGUAGGAAUGGAGCGAAUUGCAACUUUGCUCAUGGUGCUGAAGACAUGCGACAACCCCCACCAAAUUGGCAAGAAAUUGUGGGGAUUCGUGAGGAUGAUCAAUCAGUAAGUAACUGGAAUGAUGAUCAGAAAAUUAUUCAGAAAAUGAAGCUUUGUAGGAAGUUUUAUAAUGGGGAGGAAUGCCCUUAUGGAGAUAGGUGCAAUUUUCUUCAUGAAGAUCCUGCUAAAUUUAGAGAUGAUUCUGGUAGGUUUAGGGAAAGUUCAGCUAUAAGCAUUGGAACUACUGUAACUCCAUUGACGAAUGGUAAUGAUUCUAGCUAUUCUGAACCUAGCAGAGCUGUUUCUUGUUCUGCUUCUGAUUCUCUUCGAGGUAAUGGAAAUGCAUUCUGGAAGACGAAGUUAUGCACUAAGUGGGAGGUUACUGGUCAUUGCCCCUUUGGUGAUAAGUGCCAUUUUGCUCAUGGCCGAUCUGAGUUACAACUCUCUCUUGGACGCGAGGGGGAAGUAUCUAAUCCUGCCCUCAACAUAAAUCCUCUAGUUGUGGCCAUGGAAGCAUCUCCGAAUUUGGCAGCGAGUGUCGCGACCUCUCCCCUACCAGAGGGUCAGGCGAAGCCGUGCUUGCUGAAAUGGAAAGGACCCAAGAAGAUAAAUCGGAUCUAUGCCGAUUGGCUUGAGGAUUUGCCUCUAUCUCCAACCUCAGCCAACAAAUUGGAGGUUUGAGUGUUUUUGAGUUGGAAGUUGUUUGUUCUUGUUUUGUUUUGAAAUUGGUUUGGUGAGAUUCAAUUGAUUAAUUUCAAUAUGGGGGUUGGGUUGGGUUGGUGCUGGUUUUUUCCGAGUCAUUGAGUGUAAAAAAGCAGUUUUGCUGAGAACUUUUUUGGGGGGGUAUGUUAAGAAGAGAGAGAGAGAUAGGUAUAUCUUAUAUUGUUUGUUCUUCAUAUUUGUUCAUAUCCCAUAGAAAACUGGUUUGAAAUUGUAAUGUAAUUCAAUAUAUUCCGGCAAAUUUUUUACUA
Molecule: messenger RNA, 1892 nt
Organism: Cucurbita pepo subsp. pepo (vegetable marrow)
Lineage: Eukaryota; Viridiplantae; Streptophyta; Magnoliopsida; Cucurbitales; Cucurbitaceae
Product: zinc finger CCCH domain-containing protein 39
Molecular function (GO): mRNA binding; metal ion binding
Source: RefSeq, a predicted model, not a curated record